CAUACGACUUUUUUCAUUAGAUUAGUACACUCAGUACUAAUAAAUUUAUAAUUUAUUCGUUUUUGUACAUUCAAAAAACUUGGACGAAUGUUUUGAAUUUGGAUACUGUAUAAUGAGGGAAACAACUUGAAUGCAAGCGUUCAGUAAAUGAGUUCAGUGGCAUGUGGCGAGUGAAGGGUGCCCGCAUUCGUUCACGGUCCGAAAGCGACAACCCCUGUCGACUUUCGCGGAUUUCCGACAUAGAUGAUCGUCGUCAGUCUUUGAGGAAGUUGUCUUUGAAUCUUCCUUACGGAGACUUGUCAUCUAUUCUUUGUUCCCUAUCUCUGAAUGACAGCAAGCACUCUUCGUCCACCUGUUCAAAAGAUGAUUCCCAGCAAUCGUAUCCACGACUGGAGAUUUUCGUGGACUUGGCACUGCGAUCUUUGCAACAAGGGGAACGGGACCUCUUUUGCAAAUUGCUGGAACAAGCUCUUGCUGUGGGAGAUAGAAACUAUGUCGGGGCAUUUUAUGAUCAGGACUUAUGUGUUGGCUUAUUGGCUAGCCACUAUCGUUCGUCCUGCUACGAUAUGGCCAGUACCAGUGAUACAAUAACGCCAGAAAUUAUUGCUCAAAAUGUGGAGAUAUUUCAGAGAAAAUUGAAUCGCUUCAUUGUGAGUGAACCUGGAGCAAAUGGACUAUCGCAACGAUUUCGGAGGUCCAUGAGUGAAACAGAUAGAAACAGCAUUGUUACUACUGCGGAAAGAGCAGUGAUCGCAUUCAAAGGCAGAAAUUAUGAGCAAAGUUUGGCAGACUUAAAGAAAAUUCUGGCUGUUAAUCCCCGAUACUGUGGAGCUGAGCUGCGGAUGGCUAUCGGUCACUGCCACACCAAGUUAAGAUCGCGUAAUAAAGCAUUGCUAGCAUACCAGAGAGCUUUAGACUUGGACAAUGAUUGCUUGGGGGCAUUAGUGGGGAUUGCUUAUUGUUAUUUGAUUGAGGACGACGACGAUAGCUUGGAUAAAGCCUGGCACUUUAUUUCCAAAGCCCAUCAUCUAGAUCCGAGUGAUUCUGUUGUGUCGGAGCUGUUGAAUAAUGGCCAUCAGGAGCCGGACUUUUUCCCUUCUCUAUUGCUCUUUUUACGAAAUAUUGCAGCAGGAAAGCAUGGUGUGGCUGAUAUGUUGUUUUGCACGGCCAAAACCCUGCAGGGUGCGAAGUUACUCGAGAAAGCUGCAAGAUAUUAUUCUUUGGCGUUGGAAUUCGGGGGAACUGAUUACAUUCUUCCACAGUGUGGAUUGGGGCAGAUUUAUUUGGAACAAAAUGAUGUUAAUAAGGCGAUCCGUUGUUUCGAGACCAUAUAUGCCCAGUAUAAACAUCCGUCUGUAAUGAAAAUUUUGGUAGGACUUUACCGGAAGAGUAAAUUGCCAGAGAACGAAAGGAAAGCCCAGGACUGCCUCCAGACUAUCCUUGAUCAAUCCCCCGAUUUUGAUACCCUCAUACAGCUGGCAGAGAUUUACGAGUCAAGAGAUAAUGAACUUUCGCUUCAUUAUUAUAAACAAGCUCUGGACGUUUGCCAAAAUCGUGACAAGGUUCCCAUUAAUAUGUAUGUCAAUCUUUCUGCCUUGUGCACCACCAUGGGAAAUUUUACUGAGAGCGAACAGUAUUUAAUUUUGGCGAAAGAAUUACUUAGUGGUAAUUUUGUGGAAGAGUUGUCGGACUGCAACGCGAUCACUAUGAUUUUGAAGUUUAAUGAAGCUGUCCUGUAUCAGCGGAUGGGAAGAUUGUAUGAUGCUGCCUGCUGUUAUGAAACUGCGUUGAGCUCUCUUUUGUUGGAGUAUGAUUGUUACCUGCAGCUAGGUCGCAUCGCGGUACAGGAAGGCAACCCGGAAGAAGCACGGGAGUGGUUUAACGCCGCUUCGGCCAUCGAACCUGAUAAACUAAGCGCUCAGAUAUUCUGUGCUCAGACUUACCUCACGGAGCAAAAUUUUGUGGAAGCCGGAGCUUUAUUGGAUGAACUUUUCAAAAAUCCACUGUCUAAAACGGAUACAUACUUUCUUUUGGAAUACGGGAAUUAUUACUUGGCGCUAUUGCAGGAAGAAGGAAAUGUCCCUAAAGAUCGGAAAGUGUUCGCUGAGAAAGCCUUUGCUCUCUUUCGCCAAGUUUUGGUUAUCGAUCCAUCAAACGUUUAUGCGGUAAAUGGAUUGGCAUCCGUUCUGAGCAAAACUGGAUUCGCACGGGCAGCUUCGGAAAUGUUGGCCGUUGUCGUCAAAGAUUGCCCCAAUACCGUUGAUUUUCUCAUUAAUAUGGGGCAUUCUUAUUGUGAGCAGAGAGAAUAUUUAAAAGCAGUGGAAUCAUACAGGAAAGCUCGCAUGGCAUCCAUCGACUCCAGUCUGAAUCCGGAUCUGUUGCUACUCACUGCACGGGCUUUUUGUCUAGAUAAAAACUGGACAGAAGCUUCCGGGAUGCUUCAGCUGUUAUGCCACCUGAAUCCCGAAUGCACGCUCGCUCAGUACAAUUUGGCGAUAGUUCAUAAACACUUUGCAGUUGGACUUCUCAAAGAUAAAGCGUCGUCCUUCGCAGAUGUUUGCAAAGCAAUCGACUGGUUAAAGUAUUCCCAAAACAAGCUAAAGCUUUUGCUGGUACAGAACGAUCUCGACAAGCUUGUCAGUGGAUUCCAGAUUAAUAGAGCACUGGAAUCAUGUAAAGAUUACGUUAAUCAAAGUGGAGGACAUCUCACAAAAGCCCUUGAAGUCGAGUUAGAAUGUCGUUCAUCCGAUAUUGUUCACCCGAAAACUAUGUCACUUCCGAAUAUACUGACCACUGAUCCAAUUGGUGAAGAUUCUCCCUGGCAGUUACACGGAGCACUGCAUGAUCUUCCCACAUUUGAUAGUGGGAAAUCGAAAAACAACGAAAUUAACAAGAAGCGGAGCUCCGGAUUUGCGAAGCUGGAUAGCCCAUUUUCAGAGGAAAACGAAGAAAUUUUAAACAUUGCUCCGGAGGCAGAAGUGGAACCACAACGAAAACGCCAUCGAGCUGUGGACGUUCUUACACGACGCCAGCGCAAGGUUGCUGAUCGUAAGCGGAGAGAAUUGGAAAUUGAAAAGUGCACCAUUUCAAGUGACGAAGAAAACGUAGCAGCUCUUCGUCAGAGCCGACGAAAAGCGGGACGUACUGAAGAGUAUGGCAUUUCUUUUCGGCGCGAUCGUAACACUUUUAGACGCCCUCGGUCGCCGGUCCUAUUACAGCGUCCUGUGACUACUGGAGCUGCUCCACCCAGCGCACCAGUGAAGGCAAACUUCGAAAAAUUAACGGUAUCAACGGAAGAAGAGAUUAGCACAUCCAGUAUGGUGAUUAGUAGUAAACAGGUCAGCUCUGAUACACCACCCAGUGAUGACAAUUCACGGCGUCAGAAGAGCGGUAAGGUUCUAAGAAGCCGGGUGGUUGGUAAUCAGAAUCAGAGAGCUUUGACCACCGUUGAUAAGCGACCACUGCCUCCUGAGAGCGACGAUAAACUGAAACGGUUUAUCAGUGAAUGUGAAGAUUCAUCACGUAAAAGGUUAUCGACAGCUUAGUCUUUCAUGUGUACAGUUCGAUUUUAGUUCAAAAUUAACUACUGGGUUGCCAGAACUCGUUACCGGUAACAUUGACUGAUUUAUUGUCUAAACAAUGGUUUUAGUUGUUGAUUGUUAAUAAAUUUUAAAAGAGAACUAAACACAGCCGG
Messenger RNA from Paramacrobiotus metropolitanus, 3694 nucleotides. Its product is annotated as RNA polymerase-associated protein CTR9 homolog. The transcript has 5 exons. Gene Ontology annotation, molecular function: RNA polymerase II complex binding. The record is from RefSeq and is a predicted model, not a curated record. Gene Ontology annotation, cellular component: Cdc73/Paf1 complex. The coding region runs from base 162 to 3545 and encodes 1127 amino acids. Gene Ontology annotation, biological process: regulation of DNA-templated transcription. NCBI's taxonomy places the organism in Eukaryota, Metazoa, Tardigrada, Eutardigrada, Parachela, Macrobiotidae.